AUGAAGACAGCAAUUACAUGCAUACUCUUCUCCUUAGUUCUGGGUGUCAUCUUCUCAGAUGCAGCCAGACAAGUCGGGAAGGCAGGUGGACCCAAUAAAAAUCAGAAGCUAGAUACUUCUAAACAAAAGAUGAAUUCAGGGGCUAAUGCUGAUCAAGAAGAAAUGAAAAAUAUGGGUAAAUUAUCUACUGGCAACACACUGGGUAGUCAAGUGAGUACUACUAAAUUAUCAGAGGACCAGGUCAUCUGCCCAGCACUCUUUGACCCUGUCUGUGGCUCUGAUGGGAAAACUUAUAGCAACAUGUGUAUGUUUGGUGAAGCAAAUAAGAAAAGCAAUGGAAAACUAAACCUGAAACACAAAGGAAAGUGCUGA
Molecule: messenger RNA, 372 nt
Organism: Gracilinanus agilis (Agile Gracile Mouse Opossum)
Lineage: Eukaryota; Metazoa; Chordata; Mammalia; Didelphimorphia; Didelphidae
Product: serine protease inhibitor Kazal-type 6-like
Exons: 4
Coding region: 1-372 (123 amino acids)
Molecular function (GO): protein binding
Source: RefSeq, a predicted model, not a curated record